Messenger RNA from Notothenia coriiceps (black rockcod), 878 nucleotides. RefSeq names its product pre-mRNA processing factor 38A (gene prpf38a). The transcript is spliced from 7 exons. The record is from RefSeq and is a predicted model, not a curated record. Bases 38 to 547 code for a protein of 169 amino acids. Lineage: Eukaryota; Metazoa; Chordata; Actinopteri; Perciformes; Nototheniidae.
UUGUUCUUUUGUUCCCACCGUGAUAGAGUUUGAACUGAUGCAUGUUGACGAGUUCAUUGAUGAGCUCCUUCACGCAGAGAGGAUGUGUGACAUCAUUCUUCCUCGGCUUCAGAAGAGACACGUUCUGGAGGAGGCUGAAAUGUUAGACCCACGUAUCAGCGCUCUGGAGGAGGAUCUGGACGAGGUAGAGAGCAGUGAUGAAGAAGAAGAGGACGAAGAGAAGCCAGAGAGACUCCAGACCCCUGAGCCCCACAGACGCCGCGACAGUUACCGUGACGACAGACCACGUCGCUCUCCUUCGCCACGUUACAGACGCAGUCGCUCCCCAAGACGGAGGAGCCGAUCGCCAAAGAGGCGAACCCCAUCGCCCCGGAGGGACCGCCAUCGCAGCAAGAGCCCUCGCCGCCACCGCAGCCGCUCCAGAGACCGCCGCCACCGCUCCAAAUCCCCAGGUCACCACAGAAGCCACAGACACCGCAGCCACUCAAAGUCCCUAGAGAGGAGUUCAAAAAAGAGUCACAAGAAGAGUCGAAAAGGAAAUGAGUGAUGUUUCUUUGACUAUAUCUUUCAUUUUCAUUUUUUACCUCCAAACUGACAGAGAACUUGCCUCUAAAGGUUUUUAAUUUUAAAUGUUGGAUAACUCAUUUCAAAUGUUGGAUAACUCGUCUUUAAGAUAUUACAAUGUGAAGCCCUCAGGUCUCAGCAGUUUGUAUGGAGAAUAUGUUUUUGCUCACUUUAUCUUCAGCCUUUCAGCCUCAUUCUGUGGUUCACGUCGUGAAAAUUACAGCCAUUAUUGAUAUCUUUUGGAUCUGUGUAAAUACAGAAAAUGUCUUUCUGUAUGUUAAGAACAUUGAGAAAUAAAAACCCUGAUUCAUUAA